Messenger RNA from Manihot esculenta (cassava), 5740 nucleotides. Its product is annotated as myosin-6. Gene Ontology annotation, molecular function: actin filament binding; ATP binding; microfilament motor activity. Bases 67 to 5265 code for a protein of 1732 amino acids. Gene Ontology annotation, biological process: vesicle transport along actin filament; actin filament organization. The record is from RefSeq and is a predicted model, not a curated record. NCBI's taxonomy places the organism in Eukaryota, Viridiplantae, Streptophyta, Magnoliopsida, Malpighiales, Euphorbiaceae. Gene Ontology annotation, cellular component: myosin complex; vesicle; cytoplasm. The transcript is spliced from 45 exons.
GUUGUUGCUAAAGCAUCUGAUGUUCAUCCAAAGGACCUUGAAUUUCCUACGGGUGGUGUGGAUGAUAUGACAAAGCUGGCAUAUUUGCAUGAGCCUGGGGUUUUAUACAAUCUUAAAUGUAGAUAUAGUGGAAAUGAAAUAUAUACUUACACAGGGAAUAUAUUGAUCGCAGUGAACCCUUUCCAAAGACUUCCUCAUUUAUAUGACAGUGGUAUAAUGGGACGGUAUAAAGGGGCAGCCAUUGGUGAGCUGACCCCUCAUCCAUUUGCUGUUGCAGAUUCAGCAUACAGACAGAUGAUCAACGAGGGAAUAAGUCAGGCAAUUUUGGUUAGUGGGGAAAGUGGAGCUGGUAAAACAGAGAGUACGAAGAUGCUUAUGCGCUAUUUGGCCUAUAUGGGAGGGAGAGCUGCAGCUGAGGGAAGGUCCGUUGAGCAGAAAGUUUUAGAGUCCAAUCCUGUUCUGGAAGCAUUUGGUAAUGCCAAGACUGUCAGGAACAAUAAUUCAAGUCGUUUUGGCAAGUUCGUGGAGAUUCAAUUUGAUCAGAGGGGGGGGAUUUCAGGGGCUGCCAUUAGGACUUAUUUACUUGAACGGUCCCGUGUUUGUCAAGUGUCUGACCCCGAGAGAAACUAUCAUUGCUUUUACAUGCUCUGUGCUGCUCCUCAGGAGGAUAUCAAGAAGUACAAAACGGGAGAUCCUAAAUCAUUUCAUUAUCUCAAUCAAUCAAACUUCUAUCAGCUGGAUGGAAUGGAUGAAUCUAAUGAGUAUCUCACUACUAGGAGGGCCAUGGAUGUUGUUGGGAUAAGUACUGAUGAGCAGGAUGCAAUAUUUCGAGUUGUGGCUGCAAUACUACAUCUAGGCAAUGUCGAGUUUACGAAGGGAGAUGAACUAGAUUCUUCUACACCCAAGGAUGAUAAAGCUCGGUUUCAUCUCAAGAUUGCAGCUGAACUUUUCAUGUGUAAUGAAAAGUCACUUGAGGAUUCCUUGUGCAAACGUGUGAUCGUGACUCGGGAUGAGAGCAUAACAAAAACACUUGAUCCAGCUGCUGCAACUGUCAAUAGAGACGCUCUGGCCAAAACUGUCUACUCAAGGUUAUUUGAUUGGCUUGUGAACAAGAUUAACAACUCUAUAGGUCAAGACCCCAAUUCCAAAUCUUUAAUUGGGAUUCUGGAUAUAUAUGGAUUUGAGAGUUUCAAGACAAACAGUUUUGAGCAAUUUUGUAUUAAUUUGACCAAUGAAAAGCUGCAGCAACAUUUCAAUCAGCAUGUUUUCAAGAUGGAGCAAGAAGAAUAUACGAAAGAACAAAUUGACUGGAGUUACAUUGACUUCGUUGAUAAUCAGGACAUCCUUGAUCUUAUUGAAAAGAAACCUGGCGGCAUCAUUGCUCUCCUUGAUGAGGCUUGUAUGUUCCCUAAAUCGACAAAUGAGACAUUUGCACAAAAGCUUUAUCAGACUUUUAAAGACCACAAGCGCUUCAGCAAGCCUAAGUUAGCACAUAGUGACUUCACUAUUUGCCAUUAUGCUGGUGAUGUAACGUACCAAACUGAACUCUUUCUGGAUAAGAACAAAGAUUACGUCGUUGCAGAGCACCAAGCACUCCUUGGGGGGUCCAAAUGCUCCUUCGUUGCAGGCCUGUUCCCACCAUCACCGGAUGAUUCUGUGAAAUCAUCAAAGUUCUCAUCGAUAGGUUCUCGGUUUAAGCAACAACUGCAAGCUUUGCUUGAAACAUUGAGUGCCACUGAGCCACAUUACAUUCGUUGUAUAAAGCCAAACAAUGUUCUAAGACCAGCCAUCUUUGAAAACAGUAAUGUUCUACAGCAACUACGCUGUGGGGGAGUCAUGGAGGCAAUUAGGAUUAGUUGUGCAGGAUAUCCCACUAGGAAGAUGUUUGAUGAAUUUGUUUCUCGUUUUGGCAUUCUAGGACCAGACGUUCUCAAAGGAAGCUAUGAUGGGCCUACUGCUUGCAAGAGGCUCUUGGAGAAGGCAAACCUUCAAGGUUAUCAGAUUGGCAAAACUAAAGUGUUUCUCAGAGCUGGUCAAAUGGCGGAAUUAGAUGCUCGUCGAAGUGAGGUGUUAGGAAGAGCGGCAAGCAUGAUUCAGAGAAAAGUUCGUUCAUAUUUUUGUCGUAAAAGGUAUAUCUUGUUGCAGCAGUCUGCCAUUGAUAUCCAAGCUAUGUGCAGAGCCCAAAUAGCACAUCAUCUGUAUGAAUGCAUGAGGAGAGAAGCUGCUAGUCUGAAAAUCCAAAAAUAUGCUCGGAGGCAUCUUGCAAGAAAAUCUUACAACAGACUAUGCACUUCAGCUGUUUCUAUCCAAGCAUGUAUGCGUAGAAGGGCUGCAUGUAAUGAACUUCAGUUUAGGAAGCAAACAAGAGCUGCAAUAGUGAUACAGAGUCACAGCCGAAAAUACUUAGCCUCCCUCCAUUAUUUGAGGUUAAAGAAAGCAGCAAUUACCAUGCAAUGUGCCUUGAGAAUAGAAGUUGCCUGCAGAGAACUACGGAAACUUAAAAUGGCUGCUAAGGAGACUGGUGCUCUGCAAGAGGCCAAAAUUAAGCUGGAAGAGGAAGUUAAACAACUUACCUGGUGCCUAGUGCAAGAGAAAAGAACGAGGGCUGAGCUUGAGGAAGCCAAAACACAGGAAAUUGCGAAAUUACAAUCUACUUUGCAAGGGGUGCAACUUGAAUUCCAAGAAACUAAAGCCUUGCAUUUUAAGGAACGCGAAGAUGCUGCUAAGGAGACUGGUGCUCUGCAAGAGGCCAAAAGUAAGAUGGAAGAGCAAGUUGAACAACUUACCUGUUGCCUGGAGCAAGAGAAAAGAACGAAGGCUGAGCUUGAGGAAGCCAAAACACAGGAAAUUGCGCAAUUACAUUCUACUUUGCAAGAGGCUGCUAAGGAGACUGGUGCUCUGCAAGAGGCCAAAAGUAAGCUGGAAGAGCAAGUUGAACAACUUACCUCUUGCCUGGAGCAAGAGAAAAGAACGAGGGCUGAGCUUGAGGAAGCCAAAACACAGGAAAUUGCGCAAUUACAUUCUACUUUGCAAGAGGCUGCUAAGGAGACUGGUGCUCUGCAAGAGGCCAAAAGUAAGAUGGAAGAGCAAGUUGAACAACUUACCUGUUGCCUGGAGCAAGAGAAAAGAACGAGGGCUGAGCUUGAGGAAGCCAAAACACAGGAAAUUGCGCAAUUACAUUCUACUUUGCAAGAGGCUGCUAAGGAGACUGGUGCUCUGCAAGAGGCCAAAAGUAAGAUGGACGAGCAAAUUGAACAACUUACCUGUUGCCUGGAGCAAGAGAAAAGAACGAGGGCUGAGCUUGAGGAAGCCAAAACACAGGAAAUAGCGAAAUUACAUUCUAAAUUGCAAGAGGUGCAACUUGAAUUCCAAGAAACUAAAGCCUUGCUUUUUAAGGAACGCGAAGAUGCAAAGAAAGAAACUGAACAUGUCUCAGUUGUCGACAAUUCGGUUGGUACAAAGAAAGAGACUGAACAUGUUCCUCACAUUCAGGAGGUCUCAGUUGUCGACAAUUCGGUUGGUACAAAGAAAGAGACUGAACAUGUUCCUCACAUUCAGGAGGUCUCAGUUGUCGACAAUUCGGUUGGUACAAAGAAAGAGACAGAACAUGUUCCUCACAUUCAGGAGGUUUCAGUUGUUGAUAAUUCGGUUGCCGACAAGUCAGUUGUCGACAAUUCAGUUGUCGACAAUGAAUUAAUGAAUAAACUUACUGCUGAAAAUGAGAUGCUCAAGGCUACGGUUAGUUCACUGGAAAAGAAAAUUGAUGAAACAGAGAGGAAGGAAAAGCAAAUUGAUGAAACAGAGAGGAAGUAUGAAGAAACCUGUAGGAUCAGUGAAGAACGGUUAAAGCAGGCUUUGGAUGCAGAAGCAAAGAUAAUUGAGUUGAAAACUUCCAUGCAGAGGCUUGAAGAAAAACUUGCUGAUUUGGAAGAUGCAGAAGUUCUGAACCACCAAGCAUUGUCUAGUUCAUCUGUCAAAAAAAGGUCUGAAAAUUUAGCAAUCACUUCUCAGCCUCUUGAGAAUGGUGAUAAUGAAACACAGAGUUCUUCACCAGAAAAGAAGAACGAUAUGGAUUUAGACAAAAAAAUACAGAUUGAACGGUUACAUGAGAAUGUGGAUUUUCUAAUUAAAUGUAUGGAGCAAAAUAUUGGUUUUAGUCAAGGAAAGCCUGUCGCUGCAGUUACUAUAUAUAGAUGCCUUGUCCACUGGAGAUCAUUUGAAGCAGAAAAAACUAGCGUAUUUGAUUGUCUUAUUCAAAUGAUUGGUUCUGUAAUGGAGAACCAAGAAAACAAUGGUCAUAUGGCCUAUUGGCUAUCUAAUACAUCUACACUAUUAUGCUUUCUUCAACGCACUUGCAGAGAUAGUCAAAAGCCUCCUGUUCCAACAUCAUUUUUUGGCAGGGUGACCCAAAGUUUCCGUUCAUCCCCUUCUUCCUCCUCCCUUAGAGUGGGUAAAGAUACAGUACAGCUGGUUGAAGCUAAAUAUCCAGCUUUGCUGUUUAAGCAGCAGCUUACGGCAUAUGUGGACACGAUAUAUGGAAUCAUUCGCGAGAAUUUAAAGAAAGACUUGUCGCCACUGCUUUCUUCUUGCAUCCAGGCACCCAGUGUAUUGGACGGAAAUGCCUCAGAGUCAGUUCCAACUAAUAACUGGCAUAAUGUUGUUGAGAGCCUAAAUGGGCUGCUAUGUACAUUCCAAGAAAAUUUUGUAUCUGCAAUUCUUGUUCAGAAGACAUUUACUCAAAUUUUCUCACACAUGAAUGUGCAGCUGUUUAAUAGUCUUCUUCUUCAUCGAGAGAGCUGCACAUUCAGCAAUGGAGAAUAUGUGAAGGCUGGGUUGGCUGAGUUAGAACAGUGGUGUGGCCAAGCAAAAGAGGAGUACAUAGGCUCAGCUUGGGAUGAACUUAAACAUACAAGGCAAGCUGUUGGAUUCUUGGUUAUACAGCAGAAGUCGAAGAUAACAUACGAUGAAAUUUCAAGUGACCUUUGCACGAUCCUGAGUAUUCAACAGCAGUACAGAAUGUGCACCCUAUACGGGGAUGACGACAGCAAUGCUGAAAGAGUUUCCGCAGAUGUCAUUUCCAGCAUGAAAUCUAAGAUAGAUGGGCCCGACAAUGAUGAUGGCGAUUCUUAUUUGCUGAAAGAGGAUUCCAGUAUUCCUUUCUCAGUUGAAGAAGUUUCUAAUUCUCUUCAAGAGAAUGAUUUUACAGAUGUAACACUACCUUCAGUCCUUCUUGAGAAUCCAGACUUCGAAUUUUUACAUGAAUAAGGCUGUGGUUCUUUCACUGUUCUUCAUCCGCUUCAGCAGUUCAUCAAAGAUUCAGCAUUUAUUAUUAAAGAUUCCGCUGUCAUAUUAUUCAUUUAAAUUAGAGCUGUAAAAGCUGAUGAGAUUGGUUCUCAUAGUUAACGAGGCUUACAGUUUUAUUUUUGUACCUCGUCUUUCUUUGUUUAAAAGUCGCUUGGAGGUGGACCUGCAUCCUUCUUAGGAUGGUAGGAAUCGAAAAUUAUUUUUGUAGCAUGAUGGAGAGCUGAUUAUUCAGCCUCCACAUGUUGUAUGUGCUAAGUCAUAAAAUAGGCCUCGAUAUUUAUAGUCCUAUUUUGGUUAUAGGGCGAAUCUUACCCGCACUCACUCGGUGUAUAAUUUUCCUUAGUCAUAAUAUGACUGUUGUAGACACAUUUAAUCCCCAGAUAACAUGAUGGAUUAAUAGGAUCUUUCUUGCUUUGCCUUGUGCUUUUAACUGGAG